This is a messenger RNA of Cimex lectularius (bed bug), 2679 nucleotides long. RefSeq names its product mucin-5AC-like. Gene Ontology annotation, molecular function: serine-type endopeptidase inhibitor activity. The transcript is spliced from 8 exons. The record is from RefSeq and is a predicted model, not a curated record. The coding region runs from base 98 to 2221 and encodes 707 amino acids. Lineage: Eukaryota; Metazoa; Arthropoda; Insecta; Hemiptera; Cimicidae.
GCCACAGGCCGACAUGCUACACCCGUCCAUGCAAGUUCGCGCGUCUGUACGUUAUGAGAAACACAUAUUUUAAAGAAAUCGAGUCGAACUGACAAUUAUGGCUGUCUUGCAAUAUACAGCGAUAAUCGCUGUCUGCAUAUCUGGUUACGUCUACGCGGGGUACUAUUCUCCCCAACAUGUCAUGGUCGACACAACAAACGAAUUCGGGAUCUGCGUCCUGCAGGUACUUGCCUCGAGGGACGAAAAUGUGGCUUUUUCGCCUUACGGCCUUGUAUCUGUGGCACUGGUGCUUUACGAAGGAGCAAGAGGGCCGACAGCCGCCGAAAUCCACAAUACGCUCAGGCUCCCAUGGGACAGGGAAGUCACUAGAAUCGGCUUCAGGGAUAUGCAUAGAUAUCUUAAGAGUUACUUUUCCAAUGAUGGUUUCCUCCGAGGUUUGGUGCUGAGCAAGCCGGAUGUAAUUAUUCACAACAAUUACUCCGAUCUGCUGUUGUUUUACGGUUUCGAUGUCAAAGUCGGAUUGACCACUUCUAGACCGUCGAUAGUAACGGAAUCACCUAAAAACACAUCUACAAUAAGCCCUGUGGAGCAAAAUUCGACUUCUGCGACUAACGGAACGACUACGGCUGUAGCACAGGACCUGACGACGCCAAUGACUACAACGACAGUGAUUUCAACCGUGUCGACGACGACAAUCUCGGAAGCUGAAACCCUGUCCACGACUGUUGAAACGAAUCCGAUGACAGUCCUAUCUGAAACUACACCGACGACGCAGGUUACUGAAGCCAAUGUAGGGAUGCGCGAGAUGCCGGAAGUCAUGUCGCAAAUAAACCAGAGUUUUCUAACGACAAUGAGAUCCGAGAUGAGAGAAAUCGACAUGCAGAUAACAACAGAACUACCAACUACUGUGACUGAAUCAAGUGAAACUUCUUCGGACACCAGUACGGCGAACGUUGAAGUCACGGAAGGACCCCAAAAAAUCAAAGAAGAAAUUUCUACUGCCCAAACAGUCCAAACCACAGAAUCGGAUGCACCCGAAACCGCGAUAAGUUUAUUUUCAACCACUAAUGAACCUGUUACCGCGGAAAUGAACGAAGUGAUGACACCCGUGUCCACUUCGGCAGACAUGACCAUGGCGGAAACUUCAAUGACGGAAAUUUCCAUUGUAAACCCUAUCACACCUGUAAUUACUGAAACUUCAGCACUCCAGGAUGAAUCGGUAUCUACGAUCACUCCUGAAUUGUCGUCAUCAACUGAACUUACCGAAUCGCAUUCGUCGGAUGAACACGAACAUCACUUAGACGAAUCAGAACCCGAGGUAGCAACACCGACUGAACCGUCAUCAUCCUCACCCUUUUCUGAAGCAUCAUCUGCAACUACUUUUGCCCCAUCGGAAUCUACAUCUACCGAGACACAACCCCUCUCUACAGAAUCUUUCACCGCUACUCUCGAAAUAACUACCAGUCAACCUUCCACAGAAAGCCCCAGUACCGCUGAAAGUUCAGAAUCGUCUAGAAAGAAACGUAGCAGCUCUUACAGGGACUCAUCACACCUUGUCGCUGAACACAGAGACGGCAUAUCAAAUUGGGUUCCUCAUUAUCAAGACCCACGGUGGAAUUACAAUUCUCAGAACGAACUUUGGUUCUUUAUGUUUCAAGGAGGAGAGACAGUCCCUGUACUAACAUACACGGCUUAUCUGCCCUUUGCGUAUAUUUCUCAGCUAAAUGCGCUGGCCCUCCAACUACCCCUUGAUGAUCCGAGGUAUUCAAUCGUGAUAUUGCUGCCGGAGGAGAGACUAGGGUUGAGCGGACUGCUUUACGAGUUGCAGUGGUGCCCCGUAAGAGCGAUUAUGAGCCACAUGAAGACCACUGCCGUCUACGCAGUCGUACCUUCAUUCACAGUCGUCAAACACGUCAACCUGGGACCUGCGCUCGCCCAGCUAGGGAUCCGCAGCCUGUUCGACCCGUUCAAAUCCGACUUGAGCAACAUGUCACCGGAGCCACACCUUUUCGUGAGGACUAUAGAGCAGGUCGUGACUGUUUCGCUACGAAAGUAUUACGCCAAUCAUAGAUGGUUCGACGCGACGCCAAGCGACGUGCAACAGCAUUUCAUCGCCAACCACCCGUUCGCCUAUCUGGUGAUGGACAAGGAGACGGACGUCGUACUCAUGGUCGGCACCAUCGUCAACCCGAUCGCGCACAAACAGGCCAGUACUCAGUAGCCCAUAGUGGAGUGUGGACGGCGGAAUGGACCACCACCCGCAGUACCAGUCGUCUCCUUCCGCUUCUUUCCGUCCCACACUUGAACCAUGUCAUUUCCGAACGUUGUUGAAAUGUGAUAAUGUUGACGAACCGUCGGCAGUUCAAGUGCCUUCUUUCCAUUAAUUUCCCACUACAAAUCGAAUGUCAGAUUAAUGAACGGCCCAUCAGUUUUCAAUUUGCAGAGAGAUUUGUUACACUUUUAAUAAGAUUAUUAUAUAAAUCUAAAUAUUUUUGUAAUAUAUUUUCAAAGUUGUAAAUAAUAUAUCUUCAAGUUGUUAUUUGACAGAAUUCUAUGGACACGUACAACAAAAAUAUAUUUUAUUCGUCUUAAUGUUUGAGAAACACUGCCUCAAAAAGCUGUACAUUUUGUAAGAGUAGAAAAAUAUCUUUUUGAAUAAAUUGUGAUAUUAGUCGUGUA